ACUGAAUUGCUGUUACUUUUUAGGUCAUCUCAUGCAUAAAUUUAAUUUAAGCAAUUAUGAAUGGAACAGAAUUAAACAGAAUCUUGAUUCCAAGUGUCGUACUGCAUUUAGAAGAAAGCAAAAAGGAUUGCCUCUUCUUUCAAAGGGUCAAGCAUUAUCCCCAUCACCAGAUUCUAUUGAUAGUUCAAUGGAUAAGUCAGUUCCUGAGGAAACAUUUUGCAGUAACGAAGAAUUAUCUAAUGGAGAAUCAAUGCAAUUACCAUCACAUUGUUUACAAUUUUCUUUGCAAUCUGAAGAUCAACAAAAUUUACAACAAAUUAUACCAGAUAUACAGAUUUCAAAUUUCUGAAAACUUCGAAAAUAUAUCAAGGAUACUCAUUUUAUUUUAUUAAAAUUAAUACAGAUAAAUUACUUGCUGCAAAUAGUAAUUAUGUGAUUAACUAAUUAAUUUUACAAAUUAGUUAAUAUGUAGAAUGUUGAUAAUUAUAUAACAUGUAAUUGAUUUAGA
Messenger RNA from Centruroides sculpturatus (bark scorpion), 508 nucleotides. RefSeq names its product protein BANP-like. Gene Ontology annotation, biological process: negative regulation of protein catabolic process; protein localization to nucleus. The coding region runs from base 32 to 349 and encodes 105 amino acids. The record is from RefSeq and is a predicted model, not a curated record. Lineage: Eukaryota; Metazoa; Arthropoda; Arachnida; Scorpiones; Buthidae. The transcript is spliced from 3 exons.